CGUUUAGUUUUAGUCUGUACCCGUCAGAUGACGUUGUGCUCGAUUUCGUGAAUUACCAAACAUGACCGAGAAAUAAAUAAAGAAAAGAGUGAAAACUAAAGAAAUCACGAUUACUUCGCAUCGAUAAUCGAAAAGUUUCAAUAAUAAACGAAAUGGCAAAUUGUACGAAUGUUACGUUAACGUUUGUACGCGGCUAUCGGCAAUAUUCGAAACAUUGGCUGAAAGACGCUGUUAGAUACGAAAAAGUAAAAUAUCAUCCACGGCAUCCGAAUCAUGUGGACCCUCCGAUCGUACCGUCCAAAGUCUUGAUGGUUCACAGAGUAAAACCUUUCAAGGGAAAUCCUUAUUGGGAGAAAGAUAUUCUCGCGGAAUUAGGAUUCGAAGAAGAUAAAAAGGAACCAGUGUUCGUAAAGAAUACUCCAGAAAUGUGCGCGGUACUUUGGAGAGUAAAACAUUUAGUGAAAAUCGUUCCUGUGCAAUUACCGGAAAAGCUGCCAACCGUGGACGACCUCACCAGUAUAUACGUACACGAGAACGGAAAGUUUUAUCAUACCGGAAAGAUCGAUCCUGCUCGCUACGAGGCUUCUAAGCAAUUCCGAAAUUGUCCAAAGAAGUUGCAAUACAAGGAUAUAAUGGAAAAACUUAGACUUUUAUGGCUUAAAGGGUAUCUUUUGUAAGUUAAUAAAUAAAUUAGAGCUGUAUAGUUUUGUCGAUUACGUCGGAAGUUGUCGGGUUUGGUUGUGAGGAAAGUGGAAAAACGAUGUUUGAACAAAUAAUAUACUUUAUUCGUAUGCCGA
This is a messenger RNA of Megachile rotundata (alfalfa leafcutting bee), 797 nucleotides long. RefSeq names its product mitochondrial ribosomal protein L30 (gene mRpL30). The record is from RefSeq and is a predicted model, not a curated record. Gene Ontology annotation, biological process: translation. Gene Ontology annotation, cellular component: large ribosomal subunit; mitochondrion. NCBI's taxonomy places the organism in Eukaryota, Metazoa, Arthropoda, Insecta, Hymenoptera, Megachilidae. Gene Ontology annotation, molecular function: structural constituent of ribosome.